Messenger RNA from Fusarium sp. VM40, 1968 nucleotides. NCBI's taxonomy places the organism in Eukaryota, Fungi, Ascomycota, Sordariomycetes, Hypocreales, Nectriaceae. The record is from the annotation of a GenBank genome assembly.
AUGGCCGACGACAUCCAAACCCGCUUCUCCCCUCAUAAGCCGCUUGAGCCCGAUGUCCUCAGCGAGCUCGAAUCCAUCAUGCGCCUCCACGGCCUCUCAGCUGAGGAUCUCUUCUUCAAGUGGGAAUCAUACUGCAUAAAGCUCGAUAUAGAUGCUCAGGACUUGGGUCUUGAGGCGCUUCGUAAUCUUAAGCAGAGCAUCCAGGACGAGCUCGAAAAUAGCAAUCGGAAAGUGCAGGUCAAGGCGGAGAGGAAGGUCGCCAACACGCAGAGGAGUGCAGCAAAAGGCGGAGAUGUCUUUGGGAUGUUGGAUGGGCUUGUUCCCAGCACGCCGGCUUCGGGGGCGAAGUUGAAUAGGGGCGCUGCGAGUGGGAGUGCGGUUAAGAGGAAGCUGGAUACACCAAAGGGCUUGACCAGCUCGCCAGCGACGGGGAUGAAUGAGCAACUCAAGUCUCUAAAUGGACUUCAACCUACGUCGUUCACCGACCGCGCGAACCCUGGAGAGACAGUAGAGAUACUCAACGACCGUCUUAACGCAGCCGAACCACCCAUUGCGCCCUUCUCAGAACCCCGAGUUAAACUCACAGCGGCCUCCGACCAAAAGAAGCUGUCAUACAAGCCAUUGGCCAUGAAACUUUCCGAAGCCAGUGAGAUUCUCGACGAUCGGAUCGAUAGCUUCAUGGCCCUUAUCCAGGAACAUCACAAGAUCGAUGAGAGCGAAUUUGGCAGCGCUGUUGCGCAGAGUACCACCGAGGUGGUGGCUGUUGGUCGAAUUGCUUCUGAUUCACCAGAGGGAAAACUCAAUGCUGCUUCACUGGUGCUGGAGACGUCGAGACGAACGGGAAUGGGUUUAAGGGUACCCCUGAAGAUGGACAACGUCCGCUCUUGGAGUUUCUUCCCCGGCCAGAUCGUUGCUUUCCGAGGCACCAACGCCUCAGGAAACGAGUUCGUCGUCAUGGAGAUUCUCGAUGUUCCUCUACUUCCUAGCGCUGCCUCGCUGCCUUCUGCGCUUGAGGCACACCGUGAGAGGUUCCGUGGAGGCCCCGAUGCGAUGGAGGAAGAUUCAGAGCCUGCACCUUUGAACAUUAUGUACGCUUCUGGUCCUUACACAGCAGACGACAAUCUUGAUUUUGAGCCUCUCCAUGCGCUGUGCAGUCAAGCAGGCGAUACCUAUGCAGAUGCGCUUGUCCUAACAGGCCCAUUUCUCGAUAUCGACCAUCCCCUUGUUGCGACGGGUGACUUCGAUCUUCCUGACGACGCAAACUUUGACCCUGACACAGCCACCAUGGCGACUGUGUUCAAGUAUCUUGUUGCCCCCGCCUUUAACCGCCUUGCAUCCUCCAACCCCCAAAUCACCAUCAUCCUCGUUCCCUCCGUCCGAGACAUCCUAUCAAAACACGUCUCAUGGCCUCAAGAUUCUAUCCCCCGUAAGGAACUUGGUCUCCCAAAGGUUGUCCGAAUCGUCACAAACCCCAUGACCCUUUCUAUCAACGAACUUGUUCUCGGUGUCUCAUCGCAGGACGUCCUCUCGCAGCUACGAGCAGAGGAACUCGUGUCUCGCAGCGGACCGCAACCGGGCGCUGAUCUCAUGAGCCGUUUGUGUCGAUACCUUGUUGAGCAGCGACACUAUUUCCCUCUCUUCCCUCCUACAGAUCGCUCCAAGCUACCUAAGACUGGUACCGAAGAGGGUGUGGCUACGGGAGCGGUUCUUGAUCUGAGUUAUCUGGAACUGGGCGAGAUGGUAAAUGUCAGACCAGAUGUUAUGGUCGUGCCUAGUUUAUUGCCCCCUUUCGCAAAGGUCGUUGAGAGUGUUCUCCUUAUCAACCCCGGCUACCUCUCAAAGCGUCGUGGCGCAGGUACCUAUGCGCGUAUGACACUAUAUCCUCCCACAGUAUCCAGUGGAAGCGGUGAUUCGAUGAUGGGUCAUCAAAUAUUCGACCGCGCUCGCGUAGAGAUUGUCAGGAUAUAA